Olea europaea var. sylvestris is the source of this 966-nucleotide messenger RNA. Its product is annotated as inosine triphosphate pyrophosphatase. The coding region runs from base 7 to 789 and encodes 260 amino acids. The transcript is spliced from 6 exons. Gene Ontology annotation, cellular component: cytoplasm. Gene Ontology annotation, biological process: nucleoside triphosphate catabolic process. Gene Ontology annotation, molecular function: nucleoside triphosphate diphosphatase activity. NCBI's taxonomy places the organism in Eukaryota, Viridiplantae, Streptophyta, Magnoliopsida, Lamiales, Oleaceae. The record is from RefSeq and is a predicted model, not a curated record.
UUUUUUAUGUCACAUAUUCUCCGGGAAAGUAGCAUUAUUCAUAAGCAAAACCCCAAGAAUCUAAAACCUUUUCGUUCCGUUAUUUUCUCCACUCCCCUAAUUUCUUGGCAAAUCGGAUUCAGAAAAAGAAGAAAAGCGGCGGAAAUGGCAGCGACGGGGAGGGCGGCGGCGGCGCUAUUACAGCCGGUGACAUUUGUAACGGGUAACGCCAAGAAACUUGAAGAAGUCCGUGCCAUACUAGGCAACUCCAUCCCCUUCCGUUCCCUCAAGCUCGAUCUGCCGGAACUACAAGGAGAGCCUGAAGACAUUUCCAAAGAGAAGGCUCGAAUAGCUGCUAAAGAGGUAAUUGACAAUGAAUAUAUUAUCUUUCCACAAUAUUUUAUUAACACCCCUGUUUCUUAUGUUUUUUAUGAGCCCUACUUAAUCGGAAAAAUUUGCAGCAAGUGGUUUCUUGAAAAGAUUGGUCAUGAAGGUUUGAACAAUUUAUUGAUGGCAUAUGAGGAUAAAUCGGCGUAUGCUCUCUGUGUAUUCUCUCUUUCUCUCGGGCCAAAUGCUGAUCCAAUUACCUUUUUGGGAAAAACAGCGGGAAAAAUAGUUCCUCUGAGGGGACCAAAGGAUUUUGGCUGGGAUCCAAUCUUUCAACCUGAUGGCUAUGACCAAACUUAUGCUGAAAUGCCGAAGGAAGAGAAGAACAAAAUUUCUCACCGUUCGCAGGCUCUUGCUUUGGUGAAAUCCCACUUUGCUGAGGCUAAUUAUACUUUUGAGACAGAUCCAAGUAUCCAACAGUGAGAUAUGUGCUUUCUUGGAAUCACAUAUUUCUGUUUUAUAAAAACUACAUGUCACUCAAGAAAAUAGUCAGUUAUUAGUUAUUACUUUGCCGGUAACUUCAAAAAUAUUCAGGAAUAUGAUUGUUAUAUCAUAUUGGUGAAAUUAAAUGAAUAACUUGAGUUCAUUUCUGAUAUCAAA